GCCUCCCAGCUCUUCUGCAUCUUCAACCACAACGAGGACGCCUGCCGCUACGGCAUCGGCAUCGGCGUCCUGGCCUUCCUCGCCUGCAUCUUCUUCUUCAUGGUGGACAUCUACUUCCCCCAGAUCAGCAACACCACCGACCGCAAGUACCUGGUGCUGGCGGAUCUCGGCUUCUCAGGUCUCUGGACCUUCCUCUGGUUCGUUGGGUUUUGUUUCCUGGCCAACCAGUGGGCCGGGACACGGGCUGAGGACGUGCUUGUUGGGGCUGACUCAGCCCGUGCUGCCAUCACCUUCAGCUUCUUCUCUAUCUUCUCCUGGGGCCUCCUGAUCACCUUCGCUUACAAGAGAUACAAGAUGGGGGUGGAGGAUUUUGUUCACAGCUACAUUGACCCUACCCCGGAGGUUUCGGCUCCCUACUCCAGCUACCCCAACAUCAGCCAUGACAGCUACCAGCAGCCGCCCUUCACCCAGACAGUGGAAGCCGGCCCCCCGCCGGUGUACUGA
This is a messenger RNA of Chaetura pelagica (chimney swift), 504 nucleotides long. RefSeq names its product synaptogyrin 2 (gene SYNGR2). Gene Ontology annotation, cellular component: synaptic vesicle membrane; neuromuscular junction. Lineage: Eukaryota; Metazoa; Chordata; Aves; Apodiformes; Apodidae. The record is from RefSeq and is a predicted model, not a curated record.